Etheostoma cragini (Arkansas darter) is the source of this 1494-nucleotide messenger RNA. It is a transcript of the gene pcdh2a7, whose product is annotated as protocadherin gamma-C3. The transcript has a single exon. The record is from RefSeq and is a predicted model, not a curated record. The annotation marks the transcript as partial. Gene Ontology annotation, molecular function: calcium ion binding. Lineage: Eukaryota; Metazoa; Chordata; Actinopteri; Perciformes; Percidae. Gene Ontology annotation, biological process: homophilic cell-cell adhesion. Gene Ontology annotation, cellular component: plasma membrane.
GACUUGUGGCACACAAACAGUAAAAUAAAUGUUUAUUAAAUAAAUGCCGAUGAGCGGCACACCUUCCCGCACGCAGCGUCGCUGUUCCCCAGUCAUAUGCUCUUGUGACAUCACGGUCGCCUUGGCAGUCAUAACCAAGAGAAACGGAGGAAACGGCGAAUGUACAGCUCCUGGUGCUGAGUGAAUUUGGAUCUGAAGAAUCUCACAGUGUCUCUACCGGCAUUGCUUUUAGGAAUUUGACUGAAGCUUCAAAGUAGUCCGAAAUGUUUAGCGGGAUCAUUUAGACUACGUUGAAGAAAACAAGGAUCUGGGGUAACAAUGGAAGGCUUGGUCUGUUCUGAAUAUUGGAAAAGGUAUGUGUCGACAAUUAUUCUUUUUGUUGCCACCUUAAAUUCCACGUUGGCUGUAUCACACUAUUCUGUUCCCGAGGAACUUGAAGAAGACUCUGUCGUCGCAAAUCUAGCUGGGGAUUUGGGACUAGAUGUGAAGACAUUAGUCGAACGGAAAAUGCGCAUUGAGAUUAUUGCAAAUCGGAAAUAUCUGGACGUGAACAAAGAAACAGGGGAGCUUUACAUUGUUGAACGAAUUGACAGAGAGUCCUUAUGUCCCGCCAAGACAUCCUGUUAUCUGAAAAUGGAAGCAAUAAUUGAAAACCCAAAACGAAUAUUUUAUAUUGAAUUAGAGAUAAUGGACAUAAAUGACAACGCACCUCAUUUUCGAAGAGACACGAUAGAUUUAGACAUUUCAGAGGCUACGCAGGCUGGUGAGCGCUUUUCUGUGAGUAAUGCAGUUGACCCAGACGUUGGUUCAAACUCUGUGAAAACAUACAAUUUGAGCGAAAGUCAUUAUUUCACAAUAGAAAUUCAGACUGGAAGAGAUGGAUCCAAAUUUGCUGAUUUAAUCCUGAAAAAGACAUUGGACCGAGAGGAGCAGGCUGUUCAUUAUUUAAUACUUACAGCUGUAGAUGGCGGUAUGCCAUCUCGUUCUGGUACUGCCAGCAUUAUUGUUCAUGUUUUAGACACAAAUGACAACGCCCCUACAUUUAAAGAAGAGAGCUACAAAAUCAAUGUAAUGGAAAAUUCUCCGAUCGGAAGUCUUGUUAUUCAUCUCAAUGCGACAGACUUAGAUAAAGGGUCAAAUUCAGAUUUGAUAUACUCAUACAGUCUAUACACUUCCGAGAAGACGCAAGACACAUUUAAUUUGAAUCCUUCCACUGGUGAAAUUACUGUCAAAGGAUUGUUAAAUUAUGAGGAUUUCAGGAUUUACGAUAUGGAAGUUAUAGCUACUGAUAAAGGAGCCAAUAGUUUAUCAGGACAAUGUACUAUAAAGAUUCUGGUUGAAGACAUGAACGACAACCAUCCAGAAUUAUCUAUUAAAUCAUUUCGGAGUCCAGUCAAUGAAAACAUAGAGAUAGAAACAGUGAUAGCAGUAGUUAGUGUCAGUGAUAAAGACUCAGGUGAUAAUGGAGUGGUUGAUCUUCAUAUUCCAGAUAAC